CCGCCUCCUCACGCUGACACUUCCGUGGUCGUCUCCGCUGGCUGUUAGUGAUCUGACCUCCUCACCGUCUCCUCCGCGCCCUGACCUCUCUUCUCCUCCGCUCUCUGUCUCCUCUCCGCAGACACUCCCCGCCCCCCCCCACGACUACAAUGGCUAUUUAAAGGCGUGCGGCGGCUAUUUUUGCAGCGGCAUCAACCCGGCAGUGCAGCGGCGAAGUGCACCGGCAUUUUGGCAAAAUGGCGUCUCUCUCGGCAACCACCCUCAGCUUUGCUGCCGUCGACAGCAGGACCGAACCCCUCGACUUAUUAACGUCGCCGGACUCACCUUUGAUUUUAAUCACCCAUUCACGGCUACCACUGACCAGCAGCAGCCAUGACACUUUCGCAGUUGGCCUUGGAGGACGUGGGGGCCCUGUACUUAGAACCCUCGUUUCUGAUGGCUGACCACAUGGGGCCCCUUCUGGACCAAGAUGAAGAAGAAGCUCUUUCUCCCUCCUCCUCUCUAGAGGGGAAGGCACCAGCUUCUCCCCCCCUCUCUUUCUCCUCCUAUGCAUCUUCCCUGUCUCCAUAUCAGACAUUAUCAUCCUCUCCACCCCCCUCUCCUCCUCCUGCCCAUCCCUCCUCGUUUCUGGGAACCAAGGCCGGAGUAGACUCCCUCCCCUGGCUGAGUGCCGACUGCCUGCUCGACACCCACAUCAGAGCAGACGAUGGCAAAGAUGAUGCCUUUGCAGGCAUGGAGUGGAUGACAGAGAAAAUUGACCUGAGUGAGUUUGACCUGGAUUCCCUCAUUGGCGUCUGCUCAUCGGAUGAUUCUCCCAGUUCUCCUGAGGAUCUCCUGGCCUCUCUUGACUCCCAGAUGGAUCUGGAUCUCGACUCCUACGACUCAGGCGUCCCUGACUCUCCUGAGAGCCUGGAGCUCACCCUGUCAUUGAGCGGUAUCCCUGCCCUCCCUCUGGAGCUCCCUGCUCCUGUGGAAGCUGAGGCCAAGAAGAUGGAGGUGACCCCUGAUCAGGUUGUUAUGAAGUCUGAGCCCCCCUCUCCGCCUCCUGCCUCUCCAGCAUUCACAUUCGAGCUAAGUGAAGUUGACGAGCUGGACAAAACAGCCACAACUGUCAGCGCCACCAUCAUCCAGGAUCCAAGUGGAAGCAUUCGGGCCACCAGCCCCAUAAUGGAAUCCUUCCCCAACCCUGGUCACUUGUUGGUGGUCGCCAAUAAAGAAGAGCCUGCCCUCGACUCUGUCCCUGAGCCAUCGGUUAAAUCCCCUUCUCCAACAAACGACUGUGAUGUCGACUCUGGAAUCGACUCACUUGCCGGCUCACCGCCUCGUCUCCCCUCUCCUCCUCCCACCCCCUCCUCUACAACCGGUUCCUCCAGGACAAAGCCCUACUCCAGGCCAGAGCCCACCGCCUCUUCCUCCCCCUCGGCUAAGGUCUCCAAGGUGAAGUCGGUGUCCGGCGCUCCCAAGGUGGUUGAGAAGAAACUGAAGAAGAUGGAGCAGAACAAGACGGCAGCCACUCGCUACCGGCAGAAGAAGCGGGUGGAACAUGAGCUGUUGUCCAGCGAGUGCGAUGACCUGGAGAAAAGAAACAAAGAGUUGGAGGAGAAGGCAGAGUCUAUAAGCCGUGAGAUUCAGUAUCUCAAAGAUCUGAUGGAGGAAGUUCGCAAGCGCCGCAACAAGAGCAGCUCUGCUGCGUAAACGAGGCUUUAUCUGUGGUUCAGUCUCGCUGUGGCGAUUAAAGAGAUUAAAAGAAAGCGGCAUGUGAGAGUAGACGAAACUUGCGGCUGAAUGAGAAGUUUAGAUCCUGUGGAGGUUGAUAAUUGUAGAGCAGGGGGCUGGGGGUCGUCUGGUGAAGCAUCUGUACAUGCUUGUCUCUCAGUCCCCUGUUUGAUCCCCACACAUGCUCCUGUCCCACCACCAGACAGUGUGUGUGUGUCUUUGUAGACCAGGCAUGCAGAGGCGUCAGUCCGUAGAGCACCGUAGUGUUGUAGACUUGUGUCCGAUUGAUGAGAGAUUCCUCGCACCAGUUGCUAGAACUGAAAUUCUUAGCUUCAAUAAAAUGACUCCAUGUUACCCACCCCUUUUUAAUUCCCAGCGUCCCCCUGUUUUCUGACCUUCUUCUUAAUAACUUCAAGUCCAGAAAGGGGCCUCGAGCCAAUCUAUGAAUUCCUGAUGUUAAACGAUCAAUAUGUUUUCUUUUUCUUUCUGUAUAUAGUUUUCUCUUCUGCUCGCUGAAAGUGGCUUUUGUUAUUUAAGGAUAAAACCUGAUCAUAUCUCAAGUAGCUCCGUCUGUUUUUGCAGGUGUUUGGUUUUGUAAAAAUGCAUUGCUCUUUUUUUUUUUUCUAAUAAAUCUCUAUCUGUACGCAAGUGA
Messenger RNA from Paralichthys olivaceus (Japanese flounder), 2368 nucleotides. RefSeq names its product activating transcription factor 4a (gene atf4a). The record is from RefSeq and is a predicted model, not a curated record. Gene Ontology annotation, cellular component: nucleus; ATF1-ATF4 transcription factor complex; ATF4-CREB1 transcription factor complex. Gene Ontology annotation, molecular function: DNA-binding transcription activator activity, RNA polymerase II-specific; RNA polymerase II transcription regulatory region sequence-specific DNA binding. Lineage: Eukaryota; Metazoa; Chordata; Actinopteri; Pleuronectiformes; Paralichthyidae. Gene Ontology annotation, biological process: regulation of transcription by RNA polymerase II.